Messenger RNA from Boleophthalmus pectinirostris (great blue-spotted mudskipper), 3490 nucleotides. RefSeq names its product Rab geranylgeranyltransferase subunit alpha (gene rabggta). The record is from RefSeq and is a predicted model, not a curated record. NCBI's taxonomy places the organism in Eukaryota, Metazoa, Chordata, Actinopteri, Gobiiformes, Gobiidae. Gene Ontology annotation, cellular component: Rab-protein geranylgeranyltransferase complex; cytoplasm. Gene Ontology annotation, molecular function: zinc ion binding; Rab geranylgeranyltransferase activity; protein binding. Bases 138 to 1868 code for a protein of 576 amino acids. The transcript has 17 exons. Gene Ontology annotation, biological process: protein geranylgeranylation.
CUCGUGACGCAAUAAUCACGAGACGGAAGUACAAUUUGUAGUCCAAUGACACAAAUGAAAACACAAUUCUGUUUAAAGCAAGAAACCUCAUUCAUUAAAACGGUUCUUGGACAAGCUUCGGUUUACAUUUGCACAAGAUGCACGGUAGAGUGAAGGUAAAAACUACAGCCCAGCAGGAGGAGGAAAAGAAGAAAGAGCGUGAGAAAAAACUCAAGAUCUAUGUGGCUGCACGUGAUGCCUGCUUUGCUAAGAGAAAAGAGGGCAUCAAGGAUGAAGAGGCACUGGAGUUAACCCAACAGCUCCUGUCCUCUAAUCCUGAUUUUGCGACCCUCUGGAACCAGCGGCGAGAAAUCCUCAUGCACCUUGAGACCGUAAAGGACGAGGAUGAGAUGCAGAAGAUUUACGAGUCAGAGCUGCACUUCCUGGAGUCAUGUUUGAAGGUGAACCCAAAAUCUUAUGGCAGCUGGUUCCACAGAGGAUGGGUGUCAGCCCACCUUCCACGACCCAACUGGGAGAGAGAGCUCAGCCUUUGUGAUCGUUGUUUGAGCCUGGAUGACCGCAACUUCCAUUGCUGGGAUUACCGCCGGAUGGUAGUAAAGAUGUCUGGUGUCCCUGUAGAAAAAGAGUUGGAAUUUACUGAUCGUCUUAUUGGUUCCAACUUUUCGAAUUAUUCGAGCUGGCACUACCGCAGCACCCUCCUACCCCUGCUUCAUCCAGAAUCCCCUGACCCCAAGUUGAGCAUGGACCCUCCAUCUUCGCAAACCCACUCUCAUCGCGUGUGUGAAGAGCGGCUACUCAAAGAAUAUGAGCUUGUACAAAAUGCCUUUUUCACCGAUCCCAAUGACCAAAGUGCAUGGUUCUAUUAUCGCUGGCUUCUUGGCAGAGCGGACCGUGAGGAGAUGAUAAGCUGUGUUUAUGUCUCUCGGGAUGAAGAGAGAGUGGUGGUUGGUUUCUCCAGACCUGUCAACGCACAAUCUAGUGGUUUGCUUUUGGUGGUCGAUGGUCAGCCACUGAAAGUCGACUGGAGAAGUGUCCAUCCCUGUUUCAAGCAUAGCCCAGUUUGGAUAUGCCAUCUCCCACCUGGAACAAUAAGUGACAUCACAAAUGAGCACAAUGUGACAGUGCACUGGAGCGAGAGACCCACUCAAAGAGACUGUGCUCUGUACACAGGUCGGACUGAGAGCUGGUGUCGAGACUCUGCCACUGAUCAGGAGCUGUUCAGGAGUGAACUCUCAGUGGAGAAGACCUCUGUGCUCCAAUCUGAACUGCAGUCGUGUAACCAGCUACAAGAGCUGGAGCCACUCAAUAAGUGGUGCUUGCUCACCAUAAUCCUCCUGAUGAGGGCGCUAGAUCCCCUGGGAUAUGAGAAAGAGACACUUGCUCAUUUUGAAACCCUCAAAGAAGUAGACCCUAUGCGUUCAUCUUACUACAGCGACCUUUGCAGCAAGUUCAUGAUCGAAAACACAAUUCUCAAAAUGGAAUAUGCUGAGGUCCGAGUUUUCAGCAUUUCUGAUAAGAACUUGACCACUCUUUGUCACUUGGAUCAGCUUGUAUUGGUCACCCAUAUCAAUCUUUCAUCCAAUCAGCUACAUAGGCUGCCUCUUCAGUUGGCCAUGCUGCAGUGCCUGGAGGUUUUGGAGGCCGACAAUAACUUGAUAGAAAACCUCGAAGGACUGUAUCACCUUCCCAAGCUAGAGGAGGUGCUUUUGAGAAAUAACAAAAUCUCUACACUGGCAGAUCUGCAGCCUCUGGCCUCGUGCCCCAAACUUAAGCAUCUUGAUCUCCGUGGCAACCCUGUCACUCUGAGCGACGGCGUUGAGGCUGAGAUAAAGGCCCUUUUGCCCUCUGUGACCGAGUUGCUCCUUUGAUGGGGCAACCUGUCUUAGCACUAAGGGUGGGCGAUAUGGCAACAAGUUAACAUAAUGAUAUUUUAGCCUUAGUCUUGAAAUAUAUUUGGGUGCCUUUAAAGGUGCACUAUGUGAGUUUUCUGGUGGUGGCUCCAUGGAGAAAAGGUUUUGGACCCCCCACAUUACCCACAUUAAAACUUGAAUAGUGCAUCUGGUUCUGCUGAGGCUGACCAAUAGAGCUCAGGAUUGUGUCAUCAUACUACCAAGUCAUUCUACCUCAAUUCACCCAGAAAACAGCAAUAUGAACGUUCAUAUUGUCCAAUUGUGAAGAAAAUUGGUGUAUGGGUAACGGUUUCCGAGAUAUCUCUAUAUAAUUUUUUCACUUUUUUGUGUGGUUGCCGAAUUUCAAAUUGCAUUUACUCAGCAACUACUGGUCCGACAUUAAAAACCAAGGUAUCUCUGGAAAGGGGAAAUGGGGAAUAUAAGGAAUCUAAAUCUGGCAUUUAUUUUUGCAUUUCACUACUUUUGAUGAACGAUGAUGAAUUACUUUUUGACAUAUAAAUUGACCUUGAAAUUGACAAUAAGGGACCUCAAUGACACCAACAGAAAAAAAUUAGCUCUAUAUGUCUACUACAACAUAUAAAAAAAUCUGGAGGGGUUUUCUUUUUUAUUUUCACACAAAUUUACCUAGAAGUUGACUUACCCCCAUCUUAAGACAUGGCAAAUAUCCAUUCAGUGUAUACGGCUAUACAUUUAUACACACAGAGUCCGAGUUGAUAUACUCUAAGAAAAAUUGUGCCAAAUGCCAGAUUUUGAUUAUUUAUGAUUUCUCCUUUCCAGAGAUACCUUGGUUUUUGAUAUCGGACCAGUAGUUGCUGAGUAAAUCCAAUUUGAAAUUCGGCAACCACACAAAAAAGUAGAAAAAUGAAUUUGCAAUAUCUCGGAAACUGUUGGUCCGAUCAAACUAAAAUUUGAAAUUCUGGCUUUUCAGUACCAAGUUUCAUCAAAAUUUAACAAAGUAGGCUUUAACUCAUUGGAUGAACUGAGGUGGACUGACCCUACAUACACAUUUUAGAUGGUAAAUACUAAAUUUAAAGUGCUCUGACGCUCUAGUUUUCAAAGGUAGGUUUCUGAAAUCAGGACAUUUCAACUCCCAAUGUCUUGAUUUCAAAAAAUGUGUCGAGAUGACCUUUGAAACUUUUUCUACUUUGAACCACUCGUGGAUGAAUGAGGGAUUACACCUUCAUGUUUCUAACACUGUAGAGAGCUGAUUGUAUAAUUUACAAUUAGUGAUUCAGCAGCUUAUGGGGUUGUUCCACAGCUCAUUUAUUUCCUUUUUUUUAUUUUAGCAAAUGCAGCUAAAUGGAUGUUUUACACUGCUGCUACAAACAUGCCAGAUUUGGUCAAUAACACUUAUAUUUUAUAUUUUCAAUCCCGAGCUCUAUAGGUGAGAAAAAUAGAUGACACUUGUUAAUGAUCUUGAUUGGCAGAUCACCCCAGGUUCACGAUUGUAUUUAUUAUUGUCAUAUCGCCCAUCCUUUUCUGAUUCCUCUUCGGGGGCAACUGGUAUCCAUUGUCUUUUGCAAUGCUGUGUAUAUGUUUGUGUUUGCAAGUGAGAAAGAAAAUUAAACUGUCACGGUUCA